Messenger RNA from Belonocnema kinseyi, 3254 nucleotides. Its product is annotated as lipase maturation factor 2-like. NCBI's taxonomy places the organism in Eukaryota, Metazoa, Arthropoda, Insecta, Hymenoptera, Cynipidae. Gene Ontology annotation, cellular component: endoplasmic reticulum membrane. The transcript has 10 exons. The coding region runs from base 174 to 2117 and encodes 647 amino acids. Gene Ontology annotation, biological process: protein maturation. The record is from RefSeq and is a predicted model, not a curated record.
CAAAAAAUCACUCGUAGCCUCGAGCCUCGUCUCUCGCGUCACAGUUAUUAACUUUACCUGAUCAAAGCACGCUAAAGAUCGCGUCAAGUGUAAAGGAAAUUUACUGUUAGAGUUGUUUUUUUUUAUAGUCAAUGAACGUGUCUCAAUUAAACGAGUGAUUUUUCCGCGUCCAGAUGUUUCAAGUACGGUACACUCGCAAUUUAUUCCUGCGGGGGUUAUGCAUUAUUUAUCUCUUCGCCUUCCUGAGCUUUUACAUCCAGAUUCCGGGUCUCUACGGUGACAAUGGAAUUCUCCCAGCGAAGACGCAAGUGGAUCUUAAACUUAAGGUUCCACUUUCUCAAAAGUUGAUGCAAAAACCAACAUUGGUCUGGUUUGCUCCCUAUCUAGGACUGAAUGUCGAGUACAUGCUCGAUGUUCUCGCUCUAUCUGGAAUCAUUUUGUCCUUUUUGGGAUUCGUAUCUCAAAAAUUCUGCAUCGCUCCUGUCUUCGCUGGAUUGUGGGCCACCUAUUACUCCUUGUAUCAAGUGGGACAAAUUUUUAUGUGGUUUCAGUGGGACUCGCUUUUAUUGGAAACUGGAUUUUUGUGUAUAAUCAUAGCCCCUCUUUGGAAUACUCAGCAUUCAAAAGCAGGAACACCCAGCGAUUCAGUAACAUUUUGGACAAUUCGUUGGCUCUAUUUCCGAUUAAUGUUUUCCAGCGGAGUUCUCAAGCUCAGUUCCGGUUGUCCAACUUGGUGGAACUUAGAAGCUCUAAAUGUACACUUUGAGUCUCAGUGUAUUCCAACACCAUUGGCUUGGUAUGCUCACAAUUUGCCAGUUUGGUUUCUGAGACUAAGUACGGUUCACGCAAUUGUUUCCGAGCUCGUGAUUCCAUUCCUCUUUUUCUUCCCCAAUAGAAAAGUCAGAAUAACUGCUUUUUACAUCCAGCUCUUCCUAAUGAUUAACAUAAUCGCAACCGGAAAUUACAACUUCUUCAAUCUGCUCACAAUUUGCCUGAGUCUCUCCCUUUUGGAUGAUCAAUUCUUUUACAAGAAAAAGUCGAAGACUGGUAACUCGGGGAUUUUGAAUUAUCUCACGACUAUUGUUUGUAUCGCUGUUUAUGCCGCAGUUCUGUAUGGAACCUAUGUCUACUACAAUCUGAAACUCGACUUGGACAAUUGGACGAUCCAUUCUGCAAUUGCAUUUACCCAGAAGCAGUUCGACGAAGUUCUCGCAAAAGCGGUUCCAAUUUCUGUUUAUAUCGGAAUGAUUUCUCUCGGAUUCACGGUCGCUGAUGCAGUCACUAAUUCAAUCUUGAAUGUCAAAGGACUCAAGAAGAAAGUGACUACGACGCUCGUCACUGUAUUUUAUACUUUGAUCGUGGGUUCGAUUUUCGCCCUCAGCGUUGUUCCUUAUUCAUCGCUGCAUUCGUCUCAUAAUCAGACUGUGCCUAUCCAACUUAAGAAACUUCAUGCUAAAGUGGAUCCAUUCCAGAUUGUGAAUACUUAUGGUCUUUUCCGUAGAAUGACGGGUGUUGGAGGAAGACCGGAAAUAACAAUCGAAGGAAGCAAUAGUGUUGAUGGGCCUUGGAAGGAAUAUGGAUUCCUUUACAAGCCAGGAAACGUCAAUAAUUCGAUGCCAUUUGUUGCGCCACAUCAACCUCGUUUGGAUUGGCAAAUGUGGUUCGCUGCUUUGGGAACUUAUCACCAGAAUCCGUGGCUAAUGUCGUUUGCCUAUCGCCUCCUGAAUGGACAAAAGGAAGUGCUGGCUUUGAUUAAUAUUGUGGAAAAUCCGUUCCGCGAUAACCCGCCUAAAUAUGUGAAAGCCAGUCUUUACCACUACCAUUAUACGCAGUGGAGUCAAAAAAACAGCCAAGCCUGGUGGACAAGAGAAAAGGUGGGCGAGUACUUUCCAGUUUUCAGUCGCGAUCAUCCACCACUUCUCGAGUAUUUGGCAAAAAUGAAGAUCGUGCAGGACAAGCCAGCACCGAAAGUCUCGAACGAACCAGUGAAAUUCGUCCUGGAUCAUCUCAGAGCGAUGGUAUCGAAAAUUGAAGCCAGCAUUCUUCUCUGGGGUGUCUUCACUGCCGGAUGUGCAAUAAUUUUGACUGCCUCAACUCCGGCCCCCAAGAAGAAGUAAUUCGCCACAUCUGAUGAAUGGCGUGUAAGAAAAUGUAUGAUAUUUGACAGUUCAGUUAAACAUGAAUAUCGCCUUUAUUUUUUUUUUUUUGUUUUUUUUUUAUUUUUUAAUUCGGCAGUUUAUCUCCAAUUUCCUUGAGUCUCAAGACACCUAAGAAUUUUGUGAAUUCGUGCGCACCAGAGUGUGAAUAUUCGCUUUGUGUAUGUAUGUAUAUAAUGUUUUGUUUCUCCUCCAUCUCGGAGAAAUUGAUGAUCGAAAGGAUGGAGUUUAAAGGAACCGACGGCCUUUUUUGGUAUGCGAAACUUUUUCGUAAUCAAGUUUUCUCGCUAGAUUUCAUUUCUAAUUUGUAACUUUUAUCUUUAAAAGAAACCCCAUGCAUUUAUCGCUCUAUCGAGAGAGAGAAAACAAGCACGUUCUGUGGUGAUAAUCUCUUUAUUAUUAAUUAAUAAUACUCUAUAAAUCGUAUCUGAAGAUUAGAGGUCUCUGAAUUAAAUUAUAUUUUUAUAAUCCUUUCAUAUAUAUCUUGUUUUUAAAAGCUUAUCGUUUACACUGUAGAUGGAAAUUAGCUGACUGUUGUAAUAUUAACAUCGUUAGGACAUUUUAAAAAUUGUCUUACGAUUUACGAGACUGUCAAGAAAGAAGACUGUAGUCGGAGGCAAGAAUCUUGAAUGUGCGGAAUUUAAAUUUGUCAAUUGUGGGGAUAAAUAAUUAAAUAAUGUUGCAUUUAAAUCCAAGUGUUUUUUUUUUCUAUUCCGUACAAUCAAGAGUUUACUGCAUUGUGCUCUCUUUCCAUUUCACAGUAAAAAAAAAAAGAGUACUUAAAAAUGUUUCAUAUUUUUUCUUAAAAUUCAGAUGGAACUUUACUUGAUUCCAGAUACAUUUUUUUGCAGCAUUUUUAGAAGUUUUUUUUUUACUGUGUUGUCUCGAAAAUUUCUUGAUAUUAAAUUGAGUAAUGUGACUAGAGUGUGUACUUAUGCAAUUGUAUUUUACGAAGGAUUUAAUAUCUCUUUAAGAAUCGAGCCACUUGUAUAUUUCUUUAAUAUGUGUAUGUUAAACCCUAGAACUGAAUCGCCAAUGCUCCCAAAGUAUCAUUUUCCCGUAGGAAGUAAAAUACAUCAAAUGGUUAUAGAGUACAAA